This is a messenger RNA of Bacillus rossius redtenbacheri, 2945 nucleotides long. RefSeq names its product UDP-glycosyltransferase UGT5-like. Gene Ontology annotation, molecular function: UDP-glycosyltransferase activity. Bases 125 to 1405 code for a protein of 426 amino acids. Lineage: Eukaryota; Metazoa; Arthropoda; Insecta; Phasmatodea; Bacillidae. The record is from RefSeq and is a predicted model, not a curated record. The transcript has 5 exons.
UCAGCUGGCAGUUGACCUCGGUCGCCGGUGGACGCAGGACCGCUCCUCUCGCCACUCACAACCGUGAAUACUAGCGCAGCAGGUCGUCGUGUCUUGUCGUUUUACAGGACUUUCAGAAUAAGAGAUGGCCGGUUGGUCGAGAUGGCUGCUGCUCGCCCUUGUCGCACAAGCGCUGGGCAGGGCGCACACCGCCAGGAUCCUGGGCGUGUAUCCCAUGCCCAGCAGAAGCCACCAUGCAGUGAUAAACUCACUGCUCAAGGAGUUGGCUGCGAGGGGCCACGAGGUCACCGUCAUAUCCAGCUUCCCUCCGGAGAAGCCACUCGCCAACUACACGCACGUCGACGUUGACGUCGACGUGAAGAAGUUGCUCGGGAAAAUAAAUACAUUUGAUUUUGGCAAGAUGAACUCCUUUUCAAAUGUGUUACAAAUUGUUGCGUUCGGGGAGGUUCUUUCUAAAUAUACGUUUGAAAACGAGAAAGUACAAGAAAUAAUAAAAUCAAAGAAGUACCAGUUUGAUGUUGUCAUAUUAGAAGAUUUCGGCAAUGAAGCAUUAGCUGGAAUAGCCCAUGUAUUUAAUGCACCACUAAUUUACUUCAGUUCUGCUGUUGGUUUUGUUUGGACGAAUGACUUCAUUGGGAAUCCUGGCUGCUACGCAUACAUUCCAAACAUAUUCUCGGGCUAUAGUGAUCACAUGACAUUCACAGAGAGAGUACACAACACUCUCCAUAAUCUGUUCUCAGAACUGUAUUAUCAUCUAAUUUUCAUUCCUAAACAAGAUUAUUUGAUGAGAAAAUAUUUGCAAGAAAUUGUUGACCUGCCACACCUAUCUGAAAUAAAUACAAAAACAUCUCUCGUCCUUGCGAAUGCAUUGCCAGGCAUAAAUUACCUACAGCCUGUGUUACCAAAUUACAUUCAAGUUGGAGGAAUUCAUAUAUCGCCUCCAAAACAGCUGCCACAGGACCUACAAGCAUUUCUGGACAAUGCCAGCGAAGGUGUGAUAUACUUCAGCAUGGGGUCCUUUCUUAAGAGUGCAGAUUUUCCUAAACACAUACAAGAAUCCUUCUUAAAGGCAUUUGGUAAACUGAAGCAGAAAGUGCUAUGGAAAUUUGAGGUCAACAAUUUGCCAGGGCAGCCAAGUAAUGUUGUCAUUAAAAAUUGGUUUCCACAAAAUGAUAUUUUAGCUCACCCUAACACGAAGCUCUUCAUCACUCACGGUGGUCUCCUGAGCAAUCAGGAAGCUGUGUAUCAUGGAAAGACUCUGUUGGGAAUUCCCAUUCUUGGUGACCAAAGACUCAAUAUGAGGAACACCGUUAGGCUGGGUUAUGGUCUCAUUCUGGAGAUGUCCAACAUUACGGAUACAUCCGUGGAAUGGGCUCUAAAUGAAGCUCUGAAUAAUCCACGGUGAGUGCAGUAAAUUAAAAUAAAAUUGUAGCUUUCAAUUAUGGUUUCACUGCUGUUUAAUUUCAUUAAAGCAUGGUUACAUAUAUUACUGACAACCAAAAUAUAGUGUCUAUAUAUUAUAUUUAUCAUAAAUAAUAUUGUUCUAUUUGAAGUGUCGUGAUAAGGGUUUUCAGAGGGUCUUUAAGGUGAUGAGAGAUAGUGGGAGGACACGUGGACCCGGCUGAGACCCGCCUCAGAGCGUGACGUCACCCGUGUGAGGCAAGAUUCGACCCUCAGUUGCUACACGUAAUUCGCUCAGACCUGGCCCGCUCUCAGCGUCGGGCACGCUUAUACUUUAUGAAUCGUGGGCUCCCAAGGCGUCCCACACGCCUGCUCACAGUGGAUAGGUCACCACGUGGUCGGUAAAAGAAAAGAAGAAACGCUUUUUCAUACUUAAGGUAUUUAAUGUAUUCACGCGCUCCCAUACACGGCUUCGAGAUGAUACAGUUUAAAGGCCCAGGAGACUCAAUCGAUUCAGGGUAGUGAGACCCACGCAAAUGCCCGCGCAAAACAAUUACGUAGUAUGUGAUAAAAAAAGAGUCUCGUUAAGAGCUGAGAAAGAUAAUAAAACAGUCCAUCGACCGAGUCAAGUCUCGGGGAUAACGCGAAAGUGAUUGAUAAUUGAUUACAGACAAAGUAGAACUAUGGAUCAGAGUAAGAAGGGUGAAGUCCCCUGGGUACGGAGGGCUGUCUUACCUCGGUCGUUGGCGGUGGAGAACUGGCUGAGUGUACACUAAACGGGACGGACGCUGACCAGGCUCCUAAGACACAGGCCCGGUUGACAUCAGUAGUUACACAAUAAUAUAUAAAUAGAUAGUAUUGCCGGUAUAGCACUUAAAAAAAUAAAAAUAUAUUAAGGGGAAAAAUUGGUCCAAACCUUUUUAUUUCCCAAAUGAAGUUUAUUGGCGUUUUUAACUAGAAUUGCAAGUCAACUCCUUAUUAAAUAUCUUGCACAGCAUCAAAUUUAAAUGUAUGGAUAUUUUAUGUUAUGUUGUCUCUGCUGGAAAGUUACCCACUAUCCAGCUUGGAGUUAAUCACGAGAUUCUUCCAGUCUCAGUGUCGAAGCAUGCUUGUGUUUGUAAUACAAUUUUUUUUUUCAGCUAUGCGAAAAGAGCGAAAAUGGUUUCAAGAAUAUUCCGGGAUCAACCUCAGACUUCGAAGGACAAAGCUGUGUUUUGGACAGAAUAUGUUAUUAGGCACAAAGGGGCACCACACCUACGUUCGGCUGCCUUAGACCUCGCGUGGUACCAGUACCUGCUUCUGGAUGUCGUAGCUGUCAUUUUGCUUGUUAUUUUCACAUUUAUUUCUAUUGUUAUAUUUUCAUGCAGAAAACUGUUUGGUAGUAAAAGGAGUAAGCCUGUAAGUCUUAAGAAGAAAAUUAAGUGAUAAAGACUUCAAACUGUAGUCUUAUAUCAGUUUUUGUUUUACUUUUGAAAUUUUUGAACUGUUAUCUUAAUAUAAGUUAAAUUUAUCAUAACAGAACUAUAAAAUAAAAAAGAUCAAAA